Triticum aestivum (bread wheat) is the source of this 809-nucleotide messenger RNA. RefSeq names its product U6 snRNA-associated Sm-like protein LSm6. Bases 123 to 422 code for a protein of 99 amino acids. Gene Ontology annotation, cellular component: P-body; U4/U6 x U5 tri-snRNP complex; sno(s)RNA-containing ribonucleoprotein complex. The record is from RefSeq and is a predicted model, not a curated record. Gene Ontology annotation, biological process: maturation of SSU-rRNA; mRNA splicing, via spliceosome. The transcript has 3 exons. Gene Ontology annotation, molecular function: RNA binding. NCBI's taxonomy places the organism in Eukaryota, Viridiplantae, Streptophyta, Magnoliopsida, Poales, Poaceae.
UUCGCCUCGAACUCCAAACCAACAGACCGAGCCUUCAAAGCUGAAUCCCACCCAACUCAGCCCAACCAAGCCCAAGACCAAACCCUCGCAACCUCCCAGUCCCACCCACACAACCGAGAGAGAUGAGCACCGGCGGCGCGGACAAGUCCGGCACCGGCGGCGGCGGAGCUGGUGGGCCGGUGAAGACGCCGUCAGACUUCCUCAAGUCGAUCAGGGGCCGCCCCGUCGUCGUUAAACUCAACUCAGGCGUCGACUACCGAGGUAUUCUGGCUUGUCUGGAUGGCUAUAUGAACAUCGCGAUGGAGCAAACCGAAGAGUACGUGAACGGCCAACUGAAGAACAAAUAUGGCGACGCCUUCAUAAGAGGCAACAACGUCCUAUACAUCAGCACGUCAAAGCGGCCCCUCACCGACGGAGCAUAGGCCGAGUGGAGCAUUCACAUCAUCAUGAUGUAAUUUCAAGGUCGUUAACCCGAUUAUUGGUUGUGGUGAUCUGACUGGUGCUGCCUUUUUCAAUCUCGUACCUGUUGUCUGCUGUAUUGCCUGCUGACAGAGACUUAUCUGGAACAUUUCGAUUCGAUGUUAUCUGCGUUUUUAGCUUGGAGAUGUUUGUGGCCAAGAUUCUGCGAUCAGGAUAUAGAUAAGAUUUGUGUUUUCAUGGUCGUGUGCUGCUUAGAACAGACAUUACGUGUCUUAAGACACACCCAGUGUGCUACCACCGGUGCGAUGUUUUUGUUGGCGCUUUGCUCUACAAACCUACACUAUGUGUCAGCCACGACGAUAUUAUCUCUUGCAUGCGUUUUGGCAUAA